Molecule: messenger RNA, 2927 nt
Organism: Chelmon rostratus (copperband butterflyfish)
Lineage: Eukaryota; Metazoa; Chordata; Actinopteri; Chaetodontiformes; Chaetodontidae
Product: cyclin-dependent kinase-like 5
Exons: 18
Coding region: 1-2898 (965 amino acids)
Biological process (GO): protein phosphorylation; regulation of dendrite development; positive regulation of axon extension
Cellular component (GO): nucleus; dendrite cytoplasm
Molecular function (GO): protein kinase activity; ATP binding
Source: RefSeq, a predicted model, not a curated record
AUGAAGAUCCCUGACAUCGGUGAUGUAAUGAAUAAAUUUGAAGUCCUUGGGAUUGUGGGUGAAGGUGCCUAUGGUGUUGUUUUGAAGUGCCGACACAAGGAGACCAAUGAAAUUGUGGCCAUUAAGAAAUUCAAGGACAGUGAAGAAAAUGAGGAGGUUAAAGAAACGACGCUACGGGAGCUUAAGAUGCUCCGCACCCUCAAGCAGGAGAAUAUUGUUGAGUUGAAAGAGGCCUUCCGCAGAAGAGGAAAGCUUUAUCUUGUCUUUGAGUAUGUGGAGAAGAACAUGCUUGAGCUGCUUGAGGAGUUACCCAACGGUGUGCCGACUGACAAAGCUCGCAGCUACAUCUACCAAUUAAUCAGAGCAAUCCACUGGUGCCACAAACACGACAUAGUUCACCGGGACAUAAAGCCAGAAAACCUUCUCAUCAGCUCUGAUGACGUCCUCAAGUUAUGUGACUUUGGCUUUGCACGUAAUCUCUCUGAGGGGACCGAUGCCAAUUACACCGAGUAUGUGGCCACUAGAUGGUACCGCUCUCCAGAGCUCCUGCUUGGGGCUCCUUACGGGAAGGCAGUGGACAUGUGGUCAGUGGGCUGCAUCUUAGGAGAGCUGAGUGACGGGCAGCCCUUGUUCCCAGGAGAGAGUGAGAUUGACCAGCUCUUUACCAUCCAGAAAGUGUUGGGACCCCUGCCACCAGAGCAGAUGAAGCUCUUCUAUAACAACCCCCGGUUCCACGGGCUGCGGUUCCCUGCUGUGAACCACCCCCAGACCUUGGAGAGAAGAUACCUGGGAAUCAUCGGUGGAGCCCUGCUGGACCUCCUAAAGAACCUGCUAUUGCUGAACCCGACAGAACGCUUUCUCACAGAGCAGAGCCUGAACCACCACGCCUUCCAGACCCUGCGGCUGGUGGACCGGCCCGGCCCACCCACACCGACACCUGUACGCUCCUCCAAGAGAAAACCUCACCAUGGAGACAACACCACCCCCAGCAGGUCAGCAGUGAGCACUAAGGCUAGUUUAAGCUCGUCUACCCACCGCUCCAGCAGCAGAGAGUGCUCCAGCUUGCCCCGGCACGAAGACCUCCACCCCAACAACGAAGGCUUUCUCAACGGCAACAUGCCUGCAGCAAUCAACCUCAGUCCCACUCUGCAUCCCAAGAACUACCAGCCGCAGAUCUACAACCACUCCACCUCGUGCAAUAUGGACCUGGCCAGCAGCAACCUGCCUCAUCUGCUCAGCCCUGGCGAAGCCAAGAGCAAGGGCGACUUUGAGAUGAACCUGGGGUCCAAGGUGUCCGACGGCCCCGGAGCCAAGUACCUCAAAUCCAACUUCCGCUCACAGCAGAACCGCCAUUCUUUUGUGGAGGGGAAGACCAACACGCUUCAAUCAGGGGAGAAACACAGUCGACACAGCUACAUGGAGUCCCACAGCUCCACGCCCUCCUCCUCCAAGUUUGCCUACCUAAACUUGUCCAAGAGCUACGGCACACUUAGCGACGCUAAGUCAGUGGGGAACUUAAAUGAUGUGCAUCUUUAUGCUGAUGAGCCCACAUCUCGUUAUUUUCCCUCAAGCUGCCUCGACCUCACAGCCCCGAGCAGCCCAGCAGCCCGCCGGGUGGACAGACUGGGACCCGGCGCUGCUGGCAGAGGAAGCAUGCGUUCUGACAGAGAGAGCAACACCCUGGACUCGUCUUACAGGCGCUCCUCCACCCGCCACAAGGCCUCAGAGGAUGCCAAGUCACCAGAUUCCCUGGACCCUGGGGAAAGUGGCGUAGAGAGGAGCCACGCUCACUCCCUGUCCGCACCACACGACCCUCUGUCUUACGGUCAGGGAUACACCAGCCCCUUCUCCUCCCAGCAGCGCCCGCAUCGCCACUCCAUGUACGUACGGAGGGACCACCAGAGGACACACGGGACGGACGAGGGGCUGGCGGUGGGGCAGGGCGCACCCACCAGGGCCAGCAGCCUCCAGCUCCUGUCACCGCAGCUGCACGAACAGGCACCCACUGAGGUCACCCACAGCAGACCCCCAAUAAGGGACUCCACAAGGGACAACACCGCAUCUUUUCACACACAGCGGCAAAAAAGCGAGGUUGGCUUAUAUCAUGACCAGCAAACAGAAGAUGGGGGCUCUUCCAAAGAGAACCGUAACAUCUACAGUGAAUCCAUGCCUCGGAGGGUGGGCAGCUUCUAUAGAGUCCCCUCUCCCCGGCCAGACAACUCCUUCCAUGACAGCAGGGGUCAGAGCCGGGGCUCGGGUCUGUCCGGGGACGGCACAGGUUUGACGAACCACUCCAAACGGCAGCCAGCGUUUGAUCCCUGGACUGGCCCUGAUACUGUUGUGUUGAACCCCUCUGAGCCAUCCAAAGAAAAGGAGAAGCAGGGUUUCUUCAGAGCAAUAAAGAAGAAAAAGAAAAAAUCUCAAAUGGUUCCUAGUGAAGGGGUGGACACAGUCAUCCAGAAGUCCUCCAGGUCCUCCAGUCACCAGAGCAACCGGGACAAAGACUGGCCACCUGAGAAACUGUCUGAUUCACACUCUCCGAGUCAGCCACUGAAGUCUCUGCGCAAACUCCUCCACCUUUCGUCCUCGUCCUCCAACCAGACCGCACCGUCUGACAUGCGCUACCAGCCGCUGCCUAAUCCAGCCUCUGCCCAAGGUGGAUUCACAGAAAGCCGGGGUCACUCAGGGGUCAGCACGCCCCAGCUGAAGAGCCGACAGACAGCCUACCCGCUGCCCGGACAGCUGGAGUCCGGCUGGCACUCGACGGCCCUGGGCCGGCCCGAGGGAAACCCCUAUCCGGAGCAAAUGAGCAUCAAGGGAGGCCAGAACGGGCACUUCGGACGCCCCUCCAGGUCUCGUAUGCCAAACCUCAACGACCUGAAAGAGACGGCUCUGUGAUCUCUGUCACCCUGCAGCUCAGAUCCACU